AUGUCUGGACAAAGCACGCCGAGCUCGCCAUUUAUAGCGCAUCCGCCCGAACUACCGGGUGAUGGCGAUCUGCAGAAACGGCUGGCGGCUCUGGAAUACCAGUACAGCCAGCUGAAGAACAGCUAUGAGAUAGACAAGGUCAAGAGCCAGGCUAUAGUGAAGAGGCUGGAGAGGGAUCUGGAGCACAGAUCAAGCGAGUACGAGACCGCCGUCAGCGAUUCGAAGCUGUUGUUUGACGAGAACAACAAGCUGAAGUGUGAAUUGAGAGAAUUGGCCCACAACUUCGAACAGACGACGGACGAGAACAGAUCGCUCCGGACAGAGCUGGAUGCCAAGACGUGCAAGCUGGAUAGGCAUCUGGACGAGUUCCAGGAGAUAGAAAAGCGUCUGGAGGAUGUCAUUGCACUCAAAGAUGCCGAAUUGCGGCACAAGGAUUCGGAAUUGCUGCGAUUAAGGGAUGCAAUGCGCGAGGAGCUGGCCCUGAAGAGCAGCAGGAUCGACGAGCUUGCUGACCAGCUGCGUAUCAAAGAUUCGCAGAUUUUGGAGAUGCACGAGCGCAGUGUACAUAUUGACGAAACCAAGGCUCGCGAGUUGUACGAGAAAGAGUGCAGCAACCAGUUGGAAUACAUCCGCGAGCUGGAAAAGAAGAAUCUGGAGCUGAGCAACAAAUUGCGUACGUUGCAGUCGAAGCAGGAUUAUGUUCAGGUGCUGAAGGAGGAGAAGGCGACGUUGUCCCAGAGAUUGGCUACGUAUGAGGCUCUCGAGACCGAGUAUGAGGACUUGAAACUGAAAUACGCAGCCAUGGAGCAGAAAAUGGGAAACUGGCCUCUUUCGGACCCGCCUGCCAUCAUUCUCAAUAAAUGCUCCAUGCUGGAGUCCACAAACAGCCAGCUUUUGCAGAAGAACGAAUUUCUACGUAACGAGCUUGCGCGCACUCAGCAAGAGGUGGUCGAUCUGCAAUCAAAGCUGCUGAAGUCUAAUGAUAGACAAACAGCGCUCAAGUCCAAGCUGUUUGAGAAAGACACCGAGACCACCAAGCUAAGCAACAACGUCAAGCUGUUGACGCAAGAAAUUCAGUUUUUGAAGGACAGAAUCGAUAACGUGACUGAGGAGAACACAAUGUUGCUGAAAAAUAAAGGUGUGGAAGCAGAGAACGCGCAGAAGUUUGAAGGGCUUGUGUCUCUUCUUGAGUCAUACAAACAGCAAUUACAGAGUUUACAGAGCCAAGAUUCAGGACAGAAAAGACGCAGAAGCGAGCAAGAGCAGCCAAACGGAGCUGCACAGCUGGCCGAGGAGCUGAAGAAAAAGAUCAACGAGAAUAACGAAUUAGUGCGGACUAUAGAGGAAAAAAACAAGCGGUUGGUCCAGUUGGAAGGCGAAGUGAGGAAGCUGAGUAGUAGCAGCAACGAAAGGGGCGUCCGGGUACUGGAAUUGCGCGAGAAUCCGGCCGCGAGACACGAACGCGUAACUAGAAAAAUGCUGGAGAAAUUACGGCAGGAGAACCAACAGCUGGUCGAUGCCAAGCUAGCAACCGACCAGCUGAUCCCCAAAACGGUGUAUGAGCGUGUUUGUCUGGAGCAGGACCAGCUACAGGAGGAGAUAAAGUCAAUGAAUAAGCGAAUGACCCGGCUACGCGAGAUGUUUAGCUCCAAGGCGGCGCGGUUCAACGAGAUUGUGUUUCUGCUGCUUGGAUACAAAAUCGAGCUUCUCAGUGAGACAAAGCUCAAAAUGUAUCCCAAGUUCAACAGAGACAGUUUCAUUCAAGUUGAUCUGGGUCGGCACGGCAGCAAAAUGGGCCAUCUUCUGGAUGGAGACGGAAUCCGAGUGAAACUUCCGGCCGAAGCCGGAUUCCAAAAAGUCGACGUCGACAACCUAAUUCGGUUCUGGGUCCUGGAGAAGCAACAACCAUGCUGUUUCUUCAAUGCACUGAACCUGGAACUUUACGACAAGGGCCAGGAGUUGCUCCCGAGUUAGGACCGAUAUGUGCAGGUUGUGGAGGUGGGGAUGAUCCCCAGGGGUGAGAAGCUAGUGAGUGGGGUUGACUUCAAAUCGGGGCCGUUUUCGCAGGACUCCGACACUGGUGGUGUACGGGUGGAUCUAAAAUUCCAGCGAAUGGCAGCCGCCUGUAUUGUAAUAUCACGCAUGGAAACGCGCUUGCAACACAUAGAGAGUAUUGAGAGCAGUAGUGAGAACUUAAGCCCAGCUUGACAUUUUCCUGGGUGAAAUCCGCCAGGGGUGCGUUGUGGGGUAAAUAGGGUCUUAGUGCGCGAGGUCAGGAGGCGAUCCGGACGAAAGAUAAGUUUUUGUACGGGGCAUGAAAAAAAAUUCAUGACCUCAAAUGCACGGAUAUAAUUGGUUGCUUAGGCAGGAGAUCGAGGUCGCAAGCGACGCACGUACCGAUGGAAUCGGGCCUUUGAGCACUCAAUCGCAGUGUUGAGGUGCCGCUGAAAAGCUCAGGCAGCCAUUCGAGCCCUCAUAAGCACGCUCUGCGUCUUUGGUGAGCGCCAUGGCGGCUGGAAGCGGAGUUAUUACCUGUUUCCGUGCCAAGCUACCUUCUGCACAGCCGUGUUUUUUGUGCUCC
Messenger RNA from Ogataea polymorpha, 2581 nucleotides. RefSeq lists its product as uncharacterized. Gene Ontology annotation, cellular component: kinetochore; mitotic spindle; nuclear envelope. The transcript has a single exon. The coding region runs from base 1 to 1974 and encodes 657 amino acids. Gene Ontology annotation, biological process: attachment of mitotic spindle microtubules to kinetochore; mitotic spindle assembly checkpoint signaling. Lineage: Eukaryota; Fungi; Ascomycota; Pichiomycetes; Pichiales; Pichiaceae. The record is from RefSeq and is a predicted model, not a curated record.